Messenger RNA from Trichoderma asperellum CBS 433.97, 1062 nucleotides. RefSeq lists its product as uncharacterized. NCBI's taxonomy places the organism in Eukaryota, Fungi, Ascomycota, Sordariomycetes, Hypocreales, Hypocreaceae. The record is from RefSeq and is a predicted model, not a curated record.
AUGCCCCCUGAAAUGCCCAAUUUCAACCCCAUUAACACUCAAGGCCGACCACAUCAACCUUUCCCAGGAAGUUUCUCCAACGGAGGAUAUGGCCCUCAAGGUAUUCCAUAUCCUGCCCCCGAUCCGCCACAGCCGGUUUUUCUUCCAUCGCCCAUGCAAACCUCAUUCCCUCCGCAACAUCCAAUACCAAAUUAUCAAGCUCCCGGGCUACCACUCAGUGGCUAUGAACUCUUGGUAGCGAGGUUGACGGGCAACAUGGCGGGGAAGAAACUUGCACCUAUAUAUCGACGAUUCGAAGCUCUUCAUCACCGACUACUGCUACACAUGCAAGAUGAGCUCAUGGAGAUGGAAGAACAGCUACGCAAUCUUGAUGCGGCAGAUACGCAGCUCAGAAAGCACCAUGGAGGGAUACAUCCAGCAUCCCGGCGGAUGGAAAGCAAUAGCUCAACGGAUGCAAUUUGGAGAAGGAAAGAUAUCAUAAAAAGUAUUGCCGAAAAAUUAUACCAGUACAAUCAAGUCAUCACCUCAUUCAACGCCACUCACGCCUUACCUGAACCAAGCCUUCAAGAAGUUCUCGCCUACCAAUCUUACCUUAGAGAGUUCAAUCCAAUAGUAGAGGGCGAGUCUCAGUUUCUAGACUUCGCAGGCGAUCUAGUCAAUAUAGGACGGCGCAAACGGCGGCCGAAUAGCAAUCCUCCAGACGAACCUGCCAGCCCGGUGUCUCGGUUCCCCGGCAUGGUUGGAUUUUCACCACCGCCCAGCAGUCAAAUAUCUAACGCCAGCAGUUCGGUCCAUCCCGCUGAGAGCAAUCCAAAGCUGGCUUUGAAUCGUCUUGCUAUAGCUCUGGCCAUGAUCGUGCUCGCCCCAGUGAUCAGCUUCGCCGUAAUCCCAGGUUUCGUCGGCCGUAUGACAGUCGUCUUCCUAGUGGGUCUCGGGAGUGCUGCUGCGUUGUUUCAAUCCGGACUGCUCAAUUCUGUGGCAGAGGAUCGAAGCAUGAUGGAUUGGUUGCUUUGUGUAGGAGUUUAUGGAGCGGUAAUGGCUAUAAUUGCAGGUAUUAUUUAA